This is a messenger RNA of Acanthoscelides obtectus, 493 nucleotides long. NCBI's taxonomy places the organism in Eukaryota, Metazoa, Arthropoda, Insecta, Coleoptera, Chrysomelidae. The record is from the annotation of a GenBank genome assembly.
UAAGAUUGCAAACUUCAAUAAGCUUAUUUUUUUUGUAAAUCAGUCAUGUCUGGAUUUGGGGUUGCCUCUUCGUACUACUCAUGCAAAUAUCCUUGCAAAAAUUCCUGUUUCCACAUUGUUCGGAAAUCUGCUUGUAUAUACAAAAAUAAAGUAUUCCAUCGUUUUCCGAAAGUUGAAAAAACUGUUGCUGCAUGGAAGGCAGCUUGUAAGAUAUCUCCCGCUCAUAAAGUUUCCAAUUAUUAUGUUUGCGAAGAUCAUUUUUCAAUGUUUGAUCGUAAACAUCCGCAAGAUCCUUCACGUCGCAGAUAUCUUACCAUACCAGUAUCCACCAAUACAGUUUUAAAUUCAAAUAAUAGUUAUCCCAGCCAGCAAGGACACGUAUACUUCACUAUCUAGAGUUUUAUUCAAUGACCCUCCUUCUCUAGAGGCUAUCACAAAUCCAACCCCUUCUGAGCAAAAUGAAAUUUCCAGUCUUAUUCUGGAAGAUCAAAAC